GGCAUUACUCAUUCAUCCCCAUUCAGGCUUCCCCAGCAUUUAUUAAGGGCGCUCGGCUGCUGCCUCUCACUCUCGCUUUCCUCCACGCAGACCCCUCUCGCUGGAGAGCCUCUGCCUGCUCUCUCGCCAGCUGUGGGAAGUCACCGAGAAACUUCAGCUAUGUAUCUCCCUGCGAUACUGCUCUGUGCCUUCUGGGCUGCGGCGUCGGCGGCGGAGAACUCAGAGGAUUGUGACCUCAUGUUCGUGAAUCUGGACAACGAAAUAGACAACGGGAUCCCUUCCACCGAAGAACCCGCGCCGCCCUGCGACUGCCGUCGGGAGCACUCCGAAUGGGACAAGCUGUUCAUCAUGCUGGAGAACUCGCAGAUGAGGGAGGGCGCGCUGCAGCAGGCCGUGGACGAAGUGCUCCGGAGCGACCUGCAGAGGCUGCGGGCGGAGCUGGGCCGGCUCGCCGACAGCCUGGCCAGGACCUGCGGGCCGGCGGCCUCGGCGGAGGCCAGGCUGGCGCGGGCGCUGGACGAGCUGCUGCAGGCGAGCCGCGACGCGGGCCGCAGACUGGCGCGCCUGGAGGGCGCCGCGCCGCAGCGGCCGGAGGAGGCGGAGUGCGCCCUGGGCGCAGCGCUGGAGGAGCUGCAGCAGACGCGAGCCGACCUCCGCGUCGUGCAGGACUGGGCGGCCCGGCGCCUCCUGCCCGCAGGUUGUGAAACAGCGAUUUUAUUCCCGAUGCGUUCCAAGAAGAUUUUUGGAAGCGUACAUCCGAUGACACCAAUGCGGCUGGGGUCUUUCAGUGCCUGCCUUUGGGUCAAAGCCACAGAUGUUUUAAACAAAACCAUCCUGUUUUCCUAUGGCACAAAGAGGAAUCCAUAUGAGAUCCAGCUGUACCUCAGCUAUCAGUCCACAGUGCUCGUGGUAGGCGGAGAGGAGAACAAACUGAUUGUGGACACUGUGAUUCCCGUAGGAAGGUGGAGCCACCUGUGUGGCACCUGGGCUUCAGAGACAGGGAGCGCGUCCUUGUGGGUAAACGGAGAACUGGCGGCCACCACGGCAGAGAUGGCUCCAGGUCACGUUGUUCCUGAGGGAGGAAUCCUGCAGAUAGGCCAAGAAAAGAACGGCUGCUGCGUUGGCGGUGGCUUUGAUGAAACUUUGGCCUUUUCUGGACGAGUCACAGGCUUCAAUAUCUGGGAUCACGUUCUCAGCCCUGAAGAGAUAAGAGAAACUGGAGGAGCGGAGUCUUGUCACAUCCGGGGAAACAUCGUUGGGUGGGGAGUCACAGAGAUCCAGCCACAUGGAGGAGCUCAGUACGUCUUGUAAGGGCUGUGAAACUCCACUUGAAGCCAAAGAAAGAAACUCAUGUUUUAAAUAUCAUGGUUGGGAAGGUCUAAAAACCUCAAUGCAUUAAUAAGAACACUUGAGACUAAUGAAGGAGAGAGCUGCAACCAAUCUUUAUUUAUCCUGGCAAAAUACUGAAUAAACAGUUGAAGCAAAGAUAUUGGAGAAGGCUUUUGAGGAUAUUGUUACUAGACUUAUGCCAUGGUGCUUUCAGAUUAAUGCCGUGUCUUUGUCAGAUAAACUCUCAAAGAAUUAAAAAGGACUGUGUUGCUAAACAGAAGGACAAUUGUUUGACUUUCCUUUGGUUAAUUUUGUUUUGGGAGAAGAUUUUUACAUUGGCAGAAUAAUGAAAUAACAUUUGUUGUUCAUUAUUCAUUGUUAUUGGUGUGUACCUUAUAAACAAUGAUAAAACACGUUUAUACUGCAAUGUGACUUAACAAAUAUAAAUGUAGUUUACAUGUUAUAACUGAGUGUCGCUUUUUUGGAGGAGAUACUUGUAUAAGUUAUAUUGUAAAAUGGUUUUGUGUUAAUUUUAUUAAGACUAUUUUUGUAAAGCUCUGCUGUAAAUAAAAUAUUUUAUAAAACUAA
Loxodonta africana (African savanna elephant) is the source of this 1917-nucleotide messenger RNA. RefSeq names its product pentraxin 3 (gene PTX3). Gene Ontology annotation, molecular function: complement component C1q complex binding. NCBI's taxonomy places the organism in Eukaryota, Metazoa, Chordata, Mammalia, Proboscidea, Elephantidae. The transcript has 3 exons. The record is from RefSeq and is a predicted model, not a curated record. The coding region runs from base 160 to 1311 and encodes 383 amino acids. Gene Ontology annotation, biological process: host-mediated suppression of viral proces; innate immune response.